This is a messenger RNA of Camponotus floridanus (Florida carpenter ant), 626 nucleotides long. RefSeq lists its product as uncharacterized. The record is from RefSeq and is a predicted model, not a curated record. Lineage: Eukaryota; Metazoa; Arthropoda; Insecta; Hymenoptera; Formicidae. The transcript is spliced from 2 exons. The coding region runs from base 50 to 463 and encodes 137 amino acids.
CGAGCCAGGACGCAAGAAGGGAAAUUUUCUCAGCCCCGGGAAAAGGAAGAUGGUCGAUCUUUGUGGAAGAGCGACGGUGGAAUGCAGACACGAUAUACUCGCCGAUAGUGCGCGAAAUCCUAGCGUCUUGAGGAGACGGAAGGCGGAGAGAAGAACCGCCACCGUUAUCAGCUCGCGGCAGGAUUGGCCUAGCAGGGGGAUGCAGGGCUCCGUCGACGGCCAAUGGCGUUCUGGUCUCGGCUUUUCAAGGAUUCUGUCUCCCCUAACCCCUCGCCACCCCGAAAUCCGGCGUGUCCUGGGCACGACAUACACGCGCGCGCGAGGCGUUGUCGAUGUACCCGAGACUCCGACUUUUCCACCCCUGCACGCGUAUAUACGUCAAGGCCACUGCCCACCGGUCACCAGAGUUCACCGUCGUCGCUGGUGGAUGUCCGACUAUUUCGUAUAUUCCACCCUCUACUAACCUCCCCUCGACGACCUCGUUUGCCGCUCCCUAUCCGUUCUCCUUCCUCAGAAGUAUCUCUCCAGGAAACAUCUCCGAUUCGCACCACAAUGGUCCAGCUUUUUCUACGCUUUCUGGGAUUCCGAGGGAGCUCCCGUACGACUGACAAUGGUAGUGAGGUAUU